AUAAAUGAAACAAAUCACAAGUUUGUUUUUAAUACAUUAAAUAUGGUUUAGUUUUAAUUACCUAUUGGACAUGUUAUUGUUUAAAUAAUAGUUAAAUAUUGAUUAACGAAAAUAGUUCGAAAGUACCAGGUAUAUCGACGGAACUUUUGCAAUGUCUUGGCCAACAAUUAGAAGCGUUGGACCCAAAUUGGUUCCAUUCUUCAAAACCGUAGCUAUAUAUUUCGUGAUAUUCAUUCCACAAGAUAAACCAUCCAUAUUCAGCGUUAUAUUAAAAUGUCUACCAAUAGUAAGCCUAAUGUUAUUCGUGAUACUUAAUGGAAUGAGCUUAGGAAAUGAAUAUAAAUAUUCCAGAAAAAUUCUUCUAGGAUUAAUAUUCUGUUGUAUAGGUGACGCUCUACUAGUAUGGAAUCAAUAUUUUGACUUAGGAAUGUUGGCCUUUAUGAUAGGCCACCUCCAGUAUAUUAUGGCCUUUGGAUUUAAACCUUUACAAGUUCCACUUGCUACUGUUUUGUUUACCUUAGGCACAAUGGUUGUAUUCUAUUUACUGCCUGAUCUCUACGGUGUGUUCUCAUUCGGUGUUCCUAUUUACAUUUUCAUAAUAACUACAAUGUUAUGGAGAGCAAUUGCAAGAGUACAAUUAUUUGAGGACUUGUGGACUUGGAGUAAGCUUUGUACGUGUGCUGGUGGAAUCUUAUUCGCACUAUCUGAUCUCCUUAUCGGUAUCGACAGAUUCAAAUUUAAUAUUGAAUAUGCACAAGUAUUAGUCAUGUCAACGUAUUACGCAGGCCAGUUUGGAAUAGCCGUAAGUGUUGUUGAUGCCACGGCUCCUAUAAAUCUUGAAAAAAAUAAAAAGGCGUAAUGUUUCAACUCCUUACUGGGAUAAUUAGCUCAAGAGUUAGGCCAAAUAUAUAAAAUAUAAUCUAAGUUAAAUGAAAAUUAGAAAAUACUUGCAUCUACUAGUUUAAUUCGAUAUAUUAGAAAUUUACUUGAUGAAACUGAAUGUUGUCAAUUUUUAAUUUCAAAAAUAUGUUAUUUUUUGCACUGUUUUUAACUGACUUUAUAGUAGAGUACAAAAAUUUCAAACUAUAAGUGCCAAUAAAUCUUUACAAAUAGGUUAAAUGUCAACGUUUGUGUGUCUUAAUGAUGGUAUAAGGGCCACAAUGCACGAUCUGGCAGGGUAUUGCAAUUUGAAGUGUUUUUAUUGAUGAUACUUUUAUAAGGUAUUUUUAUAUAGAUGAAGAUAUUUUUUAUAUACGAGUAGAACCACUAUUAUAAUGUUUUUGCCUUUUGCUAUCUUCGAACAUCUCAUGCUAAGCUCUUCUUUAGCUCCUCUACAAUUUUGUCUAUGCUCUUUGCUCUAUACAUUGCUUGCUUUAUAAGUACAUUGUAUACUUUUUAACUACCUACCUAAUUUUAUCAUAUGCUGUUCCUGGCUUCCUUAAAAAAAUACUUUAUUUUUUAGUCUUUGACUUGUCUAUACAAUCGCUAUUAUUCUCCAUAUUAGACAAGCAAUUAGACCGAUCCCAUUAGAAUAUUGCUGUUGUUAAGGUUCCCAAAUGACAAUUUUUUGUUGUUUUCGAGCCUAAUUUUCUCAUUAUACUCGCAUUUUUCCAUUUUAUACAAGACUUCUUUUAUUUGAGUUUCUUCUUCUUCUUGAUGUGCCUAUCCGUGACAAAUGUUGGCAAUCAUCAUGGCGAUUUUUAUCUAAUUUCCACAGAUGUGUUGGACCAGGUUCUGAAAUUCUUAAAUCAGGAUGUUCUUCUUCCUGGACCUCGCUUUCCAAAUAUUUUUCCUUGCAGGAUAGCUUGUAGGAGGACAUAUUUGGAUUCUGGAUUCAUUGAGUAUUUAUACUAGCAUUAUAUCUUUUCUUCGUAGAGUUGUUUCUUUUCUUGUCUCAUAGACACAAAAUACUUUUUUCUUCAAACGUCAAAUAAUGAUGACAUUACUUAUCUAACUUGAUCCUGUCAAAGUUUGAUGUCUCCGCCGGCAGCAGUUUUUUUCCCAUUUCUUUACGCGGCGGAUGGAAAAAUGUUGUCAUGGCAACAAUAUGAAACAUGUCACAAAGCAACAAUACAAAUGUCAUUAACAACAAUUAAACAUUUUUAUUUAUAGUAAUAUUAAAAGUACAAUUAGUUAAUGAGGCAUUUUCAAAAUUGAAACCGUGCAAAAAUGUUCCCGACUCUUGAUACGCAUUGGUAAUUGUUGAUGAUACUGAUGGUCGAGCACAACUUUCAGCAAUCAUUCCCGAUGUUGGCGAAUCAUGAGGGUUUAAAAUUUUUUGAGCAUUAUCGUUCUUAUUUCUUAUUGAAUCCUCUAUAUAUCCUUCGGCAACCGUGCUUGAUUUCCAGCCCCCAUGUCGUUUGAGGCAUUCUAGAUUUCCGCCUCCAUCAAUUAAAAGUGUUGCUGAAGUUCGUCGUAAAGAGUGACCCGUGUAUGCGCUUGCAUCGUUUAAAUUUAAAUAACUAGCUACUUUUUGGGCUACUGCGCUGAUCGAAUGUAUUCCCAUGACGCUUCGGUAACACUUUCCAUUUUGGUACUUGAUAAAAAAUCAUUUUUCUGUGAAAUUUUCAGGCCGCAGUGAUGCAUACUUAUUAUGAAUUGUACUAUUUAUGGUUGAAAAUUGCUACGUUUGAAGAAAAAAUAGUAUACUUUAUUCGGCAAAGAAGCGACUUUUCUUGACUUGCCCUCUAUUACGCGCCUCACAUUAGUUAAUGAGGCAUUUUCAAAAUUGAAACCGUGCAAAAAUGUUCCCGACUCUUGAUACGCAUUGGUAAUUGUUGAUGAUACUGAUGGUCGUGCACAACUUUCAGUCAUCAUUCCCGAUGUUGGCGAAUCAUGAGGGUUUAUCCCACCGACGACUUAAUUAUUUUAAUUUCUAACAUCUAGACGACUUUGAUAGUUGUCACAGUUAAUUUCAAGAAAAAUAGCGUAUGAAUUGUACUAUUUAUGGUUGAAAAUUGCUACGUUUGAAGAAAAAAUAGUAUACUUUAUUCGGCAAAGAAGCAACUUUUCUUGACUUGCCCUCCAUUACGCGCCUCAUUUCGUUCGGCGCGUAAUAUCGAGCGCGUCAAGAAAAGUCAUGCUUCUCCGCCUCAUAAAGUAAUAUAUUAUUAUUGGUUCGUCUGUGCUAAAGCUGUGAGGGCAAACAAAACAAGUUCAGCACAGUUCCAAUAAUCGUAUUACUGACAGGAUGGGGGUCCUCUUUGUCCUCUUUUCUGUAAUCGUAUGCUUCGAACUUCAUUAACUUAGUCUUGAUGUAGUGGAGAUGAAGGAUAUCUGCAUCUAACACAAUUUAAGUUCAAAGAAGCUACUGUUACUGCCUAUAUUAUCAGAACUAAAUGUUGAAAAAAUUUAAUAUUGAAAUAAAAAAUUGACAACGUUGUAAAUUGUUAGUUUUUAAAAAUAAAUUUUUAUAUAAUCGACAUUUUUGAACGUUUAUGUAACCUGUCGUAAAUUUUAAACAGUUUUUACUAGGGCUGAUCCCAUUGAUCUAUCCCUGAGCCAAAAAUAAGAAACUGUCCAAUUUCUCACUUUUAUUUUACACAAUAACACAUAUUUCCCAUCUGUUGUAGUAUUUCUAUUAUUUCUCAAAAGAAAGGCACACAUAAAAAGGUUCAGACUUGCAAUUUUUAGCUAUACAUAACAAACCUGAAGAUAAAUAAUUGUUUUGAUUUAUAAAUUGAUCAAGUAUGGCGCAAGGGGAUCAACCUGGUAAAAUUUGCCAGUUUAAAGAUGUUUAACCCGGGAGCAGUCGCGCUCACUUCUGUCACGUAAGUAGUCGCGCAUAGAGAAAAAAUCUCACAACAUACAUUUAAAUACGAAUUUAAAUCAAAUUUCUAUUUUAUAAUAUUUUUAUUUACUUGUUAUGUUAAAAAUAUCUAUUUCUAACAAUUUUAAAGCAAUUGGUUCUCACCAAAGCCAUAAAUUCCACACAAAAAAUUUAAAAAUUAAAAAAAAAUCCCACGCAUUACUACAAUCUUCCUCGAGGCACUUACGAGUGAAAAGUUAUUUUGCAAAAUUUGUAAUCAAGUUAUCACGGAAAAGGAUAAAAUGUUAGAUUUUUUCUAACGACUGCUCCCGGGUUAAUGAAACUAUAUUAUCACUAUCUAUAUGUUAUUUAUAGGGUAUUUAGGACAAUAUUUUUUGUAUAAGAAAAUGGAAGAUCUGAAAAUGGAGAAAGUUUAUUUGAUCGGAAAGAAUAUGUGAAGUUUUCAAGUUUUUAGGUUUUUAUGUAAUUUUUGCGAUAUUUGAAAGAAAAAGUUAUAAUAUAACUACUAAAUUCCACCACUUUCAUCCAAAAAAAGUUUGUUAACAAAGCUAAAUUUAGCUUUGGACAUAAAAUAGGAAUUUUUUAUGUCAAAUCACUAUUGGAUACAGAUACAGCAAUAUACAGGGUGUUUCAUUAAUAAAUAAUUGUCCAUAUAGUAACUGCAGAAACCUUAGCACAAAAUACGAGGAUUUAACCUAAAACACUUAAAUAAAAUGUGGUUCCUUACUGAGUUACAGGGUGUAUUAUCUAAAAAUUUAAAAACUAUUUUUGCUCAGCAUUUUAAAACUAUUCGACGUAUCCUUUUCAUACUUGGCAGAAAGUAUAGGUACUGUACAAACUACUAAAUUACGUUAAACAAACGUUUCUGUCUAUUACCAGAGGCGUACGACGGGGGAAAGUGAAUGGUUGACCCUUUCCAAAUUCUACGCCACUUGCGGAAUUGCUAUUUUAGUUCAAUUUUUGGAUUCCCCAAUACUUUCUAUGAAAAUAAUAUACUCUUCAUUCGUAACGAUAAAGUCAUUAGUUUUCGAGAUCUUUGAAGUUAAAAAUGAAACGACACGGUUAUUUUGAUAAAUGUAUUGUGUCACUUCAUUUUUAAUUUCAAAUAUCUCGAAAAUUAAUCAUUUUAUCGUUACGAAUGAAGAGUAUAUUAUUUACAUAAAAAGUAUUGGAAAAUCAAAAAAUUUCACUAAAAUAGCAAUUUCGUCAGUUGCGUAGAAUUUGGGAAGGGUCAACCAGCCACUAUCCCCUGUCGUACGCCUCUGGUAGUAGCUAGAAACGUUUAUUUAUCUUAAUUUAGUAGGGUGUACAGUGCCUACACUUUCUGCCAAGUAUGAUAAGGAUACGCCAAAUAGUUUUAAAGUACUGGGUACAAAUAAUUUUUAAAUUUUAAUCAUAUGAAUAAUAUUAUCAUAAAUUAAUCAAAAUAACUGUGCCGUUUCAUAUUUAACUUCAAAUAUCUCGAAAACUAAUAACUUUAUCGUUACCAAUAAAGAGUAUAUUAUUUACGUAGAAAGUAUUGGAAAAUCUAAAAAUGGCACUAAAAUAGUAAUUCCUCCGGUGUCGUAGAAUUUGAGAAGGGUCAACCAUUCACUAUCCCCUGUCGUAUGCCUCUGGUAGUAGCUAGAAACGUUUGUUUAUCAUAAUUUAGUAGGGUGUAUAGUAGUCGCACUUUCUGCCAAAUAUGAAAAGGAUACGUCGAACAGUUUUAAAAUGCUGAGCAAAAAUAGUUUUUAAAUUUUUAGAUAAAACACCCUGUAACUCAGUAAGGAACCACAUUUUAUUUAAGUGUUUUAGGUUAAAUCUUCGUAUUUUGUGCUAAGGUUUCUCCAGUUACUAUAUGGACAAUUAUUAAUGAAACCCUGUAUAACUCUUCAGCACACUCAAUAGUACACAAAUAGUCAGUUUAUACGUCUUCUCUGCCUUUUAACAUUUAAUUAUAAAAAAUAUGUUCUUCACUACUUACUAUACGAGUGAAUGUCAUAGUGAGUGUCCUUUGACGUAUUUAAGUAAUACUAAUUUUUCUAAAAGUUGCAGUAGAUGACUAACAAAAAGUCACCUAACAAUCUCAUGAUGUUCUUGCGAGUUCCUGCCCAUCAGUAAUUAAAACGUUUUGAUAAUAUACAUAACAUGUUUAGUAUUAAAUUUUGUACCAUUUUCAAUCCUGACCACUUGGGUAUUCCAUGUCCAAUAUUAGUUUUUUCAUUUUUCAGAUCUCUGGAAAUCUUGAAUAGUGGUCUGCACUCUGCAAGUCUGACAAACUUGACAAAAGUAAAUAAAUAUGUAUACUUGGGUCACCAAAAAGUGAACAAGGAAAAUCAGAAGGAGGAAAUUAAAAGAAGGAGCAGAUUGGUAUGGACAGCAUUUAGUAAAUUUUCUUAUACAUAUAUCGAAGAAACAAAUGCCACCCGUACCUAAAAAAUGGGGGUUUUUGAUCAAUGUAUUACCUGUACUACCUGUUCUUAUAUAGGUACAAUUAUUGUCAAACUUGGACAUUUACUAAGAAUAAUAUAGAAAAAAAAGCUAAAACGAAAAGGUGUAAAGAAAGACAGAUGGUCAGGAAAGGAAACAGAUGGAUGCUUAGUAGUGUACAAGACGACUCGACUCACGUAGCAAAACAAUUGAAAAUUUGCUGGAUAUACCCUAAGACAAAAUGAUUAUACAUUGAAGUGAAGACCUUAGAAUCAUAAAUGUUAAAGAGGAAGACCAUCACUUAAGUGGUCAGAGCCUAGGCCCCAGAAAAGCUAAAGACCAAGUCCUUAUGAGCCUGGCCCGGAUAAUAGAAGUAAUAUAAUACAUCCGCCCAUGGGCGCCCAUAUAAAAAUUUUUAGGGGGAGUGCAGACGUGAAGAUGUUGCACAAUUUUGUAUACUUUAGAUGACAAUGAUACACCAAGCUUAAAGCACCCGAAGGGCUAGGGGGCCACGCCCCCCCUGCCCCCCGCCCAUGGGUAUGGGCGCCCAUGCACCCGCCUUAGGAGAUCUAAGUGUCUACAGGUCUCAAAAAUGGGCCCUAUCCCGAUCUACUAUAACCAUUACCAUAGGUGAUAAAAUGAGACCAAACAACAUGCUGGUAGAGAUGUUGAAAAAGUAUCUAUUCGUUACAAAGUACUCGUUACUUACGAAUACCGAAAGUAACGAUUACUAUACAGAGAGGCCAAUCGUUACUUUGAUUACUCUGAUUACUUCGUUACUUCGUACCAAUCGUAUCAGAGCGAGUAACGACUAUUGUAUCCAUUUACUUCGUACCAAUCGUGUCAGAGCGAGUAACGACUAUUGUAUCUACAACCAGUACACUUGAUUACUUUCUACGAAUCGUAUCCCAGCGAAUAACGGACGGGACCGGUAUUUUACGAGUGUUAUCGAAUAUCGUUAUCGGUAUGAAGCGUUUUAAGGGUGUGAGCCUCAGAGCCUCACACUGUGAGGGUGAGGAGAAGAUAGAAGAUGAAACUGAGGGAGGUAUAAUGGAGGUAAAAUAUGUAAUGUAUGUCAUUAACAAAGAUCGAAUGCGAGAACCCUAUAUUUUUAUCUAGAUCUAUAUCUAUACCUAUACAAAAUACCUACCUACUGAGAAAUACGAUUCUCGAUAUGAUUACUGGUACUCAAAUACAAAAGUAAUCAUAGUAAUAAAAGUAACGAAUAUUUUAAAUGAUUGCUUUAUACAAAAGUAACGAUUUGUAACGAAUACUCUAAAGUAACUAUAAUCAACAUCACUACAUGCUGGCUAGGAUGGAAGCAAAUGGCGCAAGAUAGAGAACUCUGGAAAAAUGAGGGGGGCGGCUAUAUCCAAUGAUGGAUAUUUUUGAUGGAUGAAACGACGAAGAAAACUCUGUUAUUCUGUUGGCUCUACUUAUGGACAUGUUCCAUAGCGAUGCAUCACUAUUCUCGAGUUUGUAAAAGCCCUUCUUGGUGAUAAAUUGUUCCAUCCACUUUUAUUUAGCAUAAUCUUGAAUUUUUUGAGAUUAUCAUACUGUUUAUGUUUGUUGAUAUUACGGUAUUACAUUUGUUUGCUGUUGGACAUAGGGGUUUCCGUAGAUAAUAUUCUUUAUUUUUAAUACUUAACCAUAGUGUUAAAUAGAGAUGUUAUUUGUUUGUUCAGUUUUAAAAAUGGUUAUUUAUUAAUUACAAUAAUAAUAAAAGCCAGUAAAAUCAUGAAAACUUCUUAUAAAUCUGCGACCACUUUUCCUAGAUCUAAAUCCUUUCACUAUUAGUGAUGUAAUCAAUAGUAUUUAAACAGGUGACGUAUGAUAACAAUACAGAAUUUUAUGCGUCACUGACAAAUAUGUAUUUUUUCAUAUUGAAAAAUAAAUUUUAUUAAAUUAUAUAUUUUAAUAGAUAUUGAAAAUAUUAAUCCGAUUGAAUCAUCUCAAAAGUAGGUAAUGUAAAAUGCGUGAUGAUGACUAAUUACACUUUUUAUUUUAGAACUGUAUUUUGCUCAGACACUUAAUAUUGUUUGUUAAAACUGCAGAGAUUAUUUGAUUGAAAAUAAACUGUAGAUGAUUUACUUUUCUAACAGAAUACGCCGACAAUUUUUACAAAAAUUUUGUUUUUAAUGUGUUGGAUUUAUAGGAAUAUGUUUAAGGGUAGAUUCGCACACAUCCGUGACGUGACCGUAACGGGACAGUGCCGUAUCAGUGCUUCACCGGACCAUGAUUUCGACCGUUUCACUUCAUGUUCACAUAGCACAGUGACCAGAAUGACGGUAUUUUCCGACAGCGAACUGUUGAUAAUUGCUGUGAUCUUAUAUGAAGAAAACCAAGAGAAGAAGGAAACGGACACUACAAUAUAAACGCAGCGGAAGGGGAAUUAUUUACUCUAUAUAAAGAGUUGAUAGACGAUAAAAACAACUUUUUUGAAUAUUUCAGAAUACCGGUUGUGUUCCAUAUCCCAUUUUUAUAUUCCUUGUGCAUAUAAAGGGUGAUUAGGUGAAACGGUACGAUUUGACAACGCUGCUGACGAUAAAAUAGAGGAGCCUCGGGCUUGCGACGUAAACGUUUUGAAUGUAAAUGUGGGAAGUUCAGUUAUCAUGGAGGCAUAGUCUUGUGAACAACGCGUAUUUGCUGUGAAAGCUUAUUACAAUAAUGGUGAAAGUUUUGUGCGUGUACAACGAGCAUUUCGUUUACACUACCAUUUGCCGCCCCGUUCACAAGACCAAGUUACAAGACUUUGGUUAGGAAAUUUGAAAGUAGUGGUUCAACAUCACAAAAAAGUACCGGCAGUGUCAGAAAUGCUCGCACACCACAGAAUAUUGAAGCGGUGCCAAAUUCAUUACACGCGAGUCCUCGAAGAUCCCUGCGACGACUCACAUGUAAUGAAGUUGGCACCGCUUCAAUAUUCUGUGGUGUGCGAGAACUUGUGACACUGCCACUCUUUUCUGUGAUAUUGAACCACUACUUUCAAAGUUCCUAAACCAAGUCUUAAUAGCCAUGUUAAACGGAACUGCAGCGCGGGGCGGAAAAUGGUAGUGUAAACGAAAUACUCGUUGUACACUCGCAAAACUUUCACCAUUUUUGUAAUAAGCCUUCACAGAAAAUGCGCGUUGUUCACAAGACCACGCCUCCAUGAUAACUAAACUUCCUACUCUCUAGAUUCACAACGUUUACGUCGCAAGCCCGCGGCUCCUCUAUUUUAUCGUCAGCAGCGUUGUCAAAUCGUACCGUUUCACUGAAUCGCCUUGUACUUGAAAUUUGACUUUAAAAAAUACCAUUGGCUUUCAUUUCUAUGCCGAUUUUGUUCCAUAUCCCAUAUUUAUAUUCCAUGUCCAUAUAUUUUCAUUUGACAAAUCAAAAAGAACCGAAUUUUUACGCAUCAAUUCAAUUCAGCCGUGGUCCGUCAGUGAAAAAAAAAUAUCGACGUCGAGAAAUCUGUCGAUAAUGCGGUACGAUCACGUCGACAACACUGACAGCACAGUAUGACCACUGCGUAGGACAUGUGCGAAUUGGGCCGUUUAUCUAAACUAUCUAAAUUAUCUAAACGAGAUAAUUUUUGGUAGGCACUGGAAGGCUGUAUCAUCACUUGCGAUUGCUUUUCCAGAAGGAACCACGACUCUUAAACACUACGCGAUUUUCCCGCCUAUGCGCGGACUGGCCGCACGCGUCCCACGUUGGCAGGAUGCAUCUGCGCAGCAGGCGGGAUUUGUAUCCUCCUGGGAACCCGGGUAAACCCAGACCCCAUCCUUCCAGAAAUCCGUGUCAACAUGAAUUAAUUUUAGGGGCAAUAAGCCUUUAUUGGAUAGUGCAUGGCGCAAGACGAAGUACUUAUAUCCUGGAAACACCAAUGCCUCUGCGAGUCCGUAUUUAGAUAAGGAUAGCACAGUAGCGACACCGUGGGGCUUCACUCUUCCCGCAGUACCUGUCUUGCUACACGAACACCUAAGAUCGAGCAAACAAGUGAAGGCAGGUGAGAAUAAUGGCCCACCAUGCACUUUUGACAAGUCACUGCUGAGGAUUCCUUUUUCUAACAGCAGUAAAUAUAGCAGCAUAUAUAUCAUACUAACGGCAUUAGUAUGAUAUAUAUAUGCCAAAAAGUCAUAAUUUAAAAUAAAAAUCUCUCUGUAUAUGGUAAUUGUAUUGGCACCUAAAAAUAAUCGAAUCAAUAUUUCCCUUCGUUUUUCGCGAAAUGGGUUAUUAAUGCACUGAUCACUUAAAAUUAAUCGCAGACAUGAAAGUCUUACUAAAUAUUUAUUAUUAUAUAAAUGAUAGUAAAUGAUAAAAUCUAAAAAUAAUAUAAUCAAUAUUUCCCUUAAUUUAUUCCAGGGUCAAUGUCACUAGCCCAAUAUAUUAAGACAUUAGUUACUAGGGGGUCAUUUUAUGUAGGUAUAAGGGUUAUUUCUAUAAAUAAAUAAUUAUCAAAUUACAUUAAAAAAUUCAAACAAUGUUUGAUAUUGGAAAAUUCUUGAACGUACUCAAGCUCUCCUAACCUAUCAUAAUUUUCCUUAAACAAAACAAUAAUUGCCUAUGUGCUAUCCGUAUUAUACUACGGAAUGGAAGGGUGGACACUGAAGGAAAUUGACGUGAGGAGACUGGAGGCAUUCGAGAUGUGGAUGUACCGAAGAGUGCUGAAGAUCUCAUGGGUAAAUAGAAUAACCAACGUAGAGGUCAUGAGACGUAUGCAGAAGAAAAAAGAAGUACUUCUAACUAUUAAUCGCAGAGAAAACUGAGAUAUAUGAGACAUGUGAUGAGAGGAGAUAAAUAUCUAAUACUCCAGGUCACUAUGCAAGGAAAAAUCUAGUGAAAAAGAUCCAAAAGAAAGAUACGUCACUCAUGGCUCAAGAACCUUAGGGAAUUGUUUGGAUGUAAUAACAACGAUUUGUUUAACGAAGGCGGCACCUAAAGAAGAAGAAUAAGUUUCUUGGGUGAAACGAAUAUUAAUCCUCUUUAGUGAUACGUCCCAACUAAGCGUCUCACCCACGUCUUCAUUGGCCUUUCUCUGCUACUCCUACCAAGAACUAUCAGAUCAGAGAUUCUUCAUAUUGGAUGAUUAGCGUCUCGACGUUGAACAUGCCCGAACCAUCCUGACCUAUGCUCGUUCAUUUUGUCUUCAAUUGGUGUAACCACGAGACUUGUCCUAAUAUACUAUUAUUCUUCAUUUUCGCCUUUUUUUGUCACUCCACUCACCCAUCUAAGCAUUCUUAUGUCCAUCAUAUCCACCACCAAUAAUAUUCAUUAAUCUUGUGAAGGCAUAUGAUACAGAUUCUAAAAAGAUUCUGUGAUGGGAGUUCAAUAAUGUUUUACUUAACAUAUACGCUGCAUAUCCAGCAGCGUUGUAAACAGUUUUAGCGAGGUUUUAUCAACUUGUUCUUCAUGUUCUUUGCAUUUGGAUUUUUAUAUAUUUGUUUAAUAAUCAAUAUUGUAUAUUUGUGGUCUACUUUACGAAAUCAGAUAAUUUUGUUGUCUUGGUACACCGAGUCAAACGCUUGUUAGGCUUCCACAAAUAUUAAAAAAGGCCAGUGUAUUGUUGUAUUCCACUAUUUUCCUUUAAGCAUUUUCAUAACUAGUAAGUGGUCUUUAUAAGUCAACCCUAUCUGAAACUUGUUUGUUCUUUAGGUUGAUACUUUGAGAGGAUUGACAUUGGCACCUUUGAGAGUUAAUAGCCGUACCUACAACAUGAAUGUUAAUUGCAGUUUGCAAACCUUAACAUAAUGAAUACCCACCUUCUUCACAAUAAGUCCAGGUAGAAAAUGGUCGUGGGUCAUGUCUCUGAAAAUGAAAUAUAUAUGACAUAUUAUCUAAUCGAAAAGAAAUAGUCCAAACGUGAAUGCGUUGUAUAAAUUUUCAGUAGGCAAUGACCACUAAGCUGUGAGAGAAAAAGAAAAAACUAGUGAUAAAUGUAGAGAAAGGAAAUACUAGACUCGUAAUAAAAAAGAAGUUAUAAGAAAGUAGACAUUUCCAGAAAACUCUUCCAAAUGCUCAAAGUAUGUGGAGGACUAAAAUAGAAGUUUAGAAGGAGGUUUUGUUUGUAUUAUUAAUAAUUUAAUGUGUAAAUUAUGUUUUGUCUGGUUCGUUCAUUUUUAAAAUGUCAAUUUCAAGUACUAUUACUUUUUAUUGAUUUUAUUGAUGUAAUGUUCGUCCGCUAUAACUUUUCCCAUGCGUCACGAUUCAUUUUCAAACAAAUUAAGUCAAAACAUAAAGUGAAACGUACGCCGAUGUGUGUAGUAUAUAUGUAGUAUACAGUAUACAAAAUGUAUAUACACAUCGACGUUCGUUUCACUUUUGACUUAAUUUGUUUGAAAAUGAAUCGUGACGCAUGGGAAAAGUUAUAGCGGACGAACAAUAAUAGACUUUUAUUAGUUUAUUGUGACAUUUUUUUACGUGGAAGAGGCUAUAAACUAUAGACUAUAGUCUACAGUUAUAUCUGUGAGAAUUAGGAACGAGAAAUUUAAAUAAACAGAAUAAACGUAUAUUAAUAAUUAUUUUACAAAAUAAAAAUUCUGUUAAUAAUAAUAACAAAAAGUAUACAAGUACUUUAUAAUUUUUCUUCUAAAAGGCAAUUCAAUAAUAAAAUAACAACACACACUGUUGUGGUAAGUAGUUACCUAACUAAAUUCAAUUUUGAAAUAUUGUUCAAUAGUUCAUAUAGGCUCACUUAGUCUUCCUAUUUCUCAAUGUUAAAUUUUCAAAUUGUCUUUAUAUACUCAAACUAGACUGCACUUAUAGACUUUUUGUAUCUGUGAUUACAUGUUUCUCUAUAUAUUUGAGUAGGUACAUAUAUAAAAGUAAAUGUAUAUCAAUUGAAUAAAACUAUAUCAAACUGU
Diabrotica virgifera virgifera (western corn rootworm) is the source of this 13020-nucleotide messenger RNA. RefSeq names its product lysoplasmalogenase-like protein TMEM86A. The transcript has 6 exons. The record is from RefSeq and is a predicted model, not a curated record. Gene Ontology annotation, cellular component: membrane. Lineage: Eukaryota; Metazoa; Arthropoda; Insecta; Coleoptera; Chrysomelidae. The coding region runs from base 152 to 859 and encodes 235 amino acids.